Molecule: messenger RNA, 4622 nt
Organism: Corticium candelabrum
Lineage: Eukaryota; Metazoa; Porifera; Homoscleromorpha; Homosclerophorida; Plakinidae
Exons: 7
Coding region: 1774-4314 (846 amino acids)
Biological process (GO): protein phosphorylation
Molecular function (GO): protein kinase activity; ATP binding
Source: RefSeq, a predicted model, not a curated record
GAUAUCACGUAAGCACUGCCAGUGCUCUGCUAUUUUUCGACCAUCACGUCGAUCGUGUUCUAGCACGUGCAACCCUGGCUGCAUGUUGAAAUCUGACAUAACUCUCAGUUGAGUGUACUCUACUACGAGCGCGUUCGAUUGGCCUCUUCCAGAACUGGAACACAAGGGAGGAAUGAAAGAGGCGUUCGAUUGACAGUCUUCCUCUUCCAAAGACUCUUCCAGCUCUGGCUGGAAGAGAGGAGUGAUUACACAUGCUCAGUCUUGCAUGUUACCAUCCGUAUAGCGCGAAGAUCAAAGUGACGACGAAAUUCUUGAGCAGAGAAGCUGCGCACGGUGACCACACCGAAGUCACGUCUACGAGGUACUGGCACGCGAAGACCAUACGUGUUCCUCAAAAGGGGUCCCAAAGACAUACAUACUCAUCUAGCUCUUUAUCUAACAAGAGUAGUAACUCAUCAUACUCAAACAGUUCUAGAGCGCAAUUUACGCAAGCAACAACUGCCUUGAGAUCCUUAGGUGCUCUAACUGAGCACGCUCAAUCAAUCUCCCUUUCUUCCAGAAUAAAAGGGCGUUCGAUUGAGUUCCCGUCUUCCAGCUUCUUCCAGAAGAGGUCAAUGGAACGCGCCCCUCGUUCAUGGUCGCCGUCAUACUACUUUCUGCCUCCAGCUGCAAUCACGUGACUUGCACGAGGCAACAAACCAGAAACGAUUGCGAAGUUCGACCAAACGUACCGCUAGCUUACUGCUUUAACACAAAGUUUGCUAAUCGUUUCUUAAUUAAGUUAACGACUAUGUAUUCAUUAAUUAAAUGACUAGCAACAAGGGCGUCGCGAUGGACCUCCAAAUUGGAGAGGCCAUGCUGCUAUAGGGUUUAAGUUUUAUGAAACCUUGUCUAAAAUAUAGGACGCUAAAUCUACUAAUAUUGGGGAGGCCAGGGUCUCCCCAGGUUCAUGCGUGCAUCCACUGCUUGUAAUGCAAGUUGAGUACGUACAACAUCCAUGGGCUGUUGUCUGAACUCAUGCGUCAAAAAAUUUAGAACUUAAUCACAAAUCAAAAAGUUUUAGUUCUAAACUUUCAUUUUACGUUACUCUUCCACGGCGCCACAAAUCCUAUCAUGAUCAUAAAUUUGAUUUCAACAGGUUAUUGGGUGAAAACCUCAUGGUGAGUGUUUGGAGUCAAUAGAUCUUGUGGCAUUGUAUUUAGAUAGACCUACACAAAUAAGCAACGAAUUGAAUUGCGCUAGCUCUUUAUGACAGAAAAUGCUGUGCAAAAUUGAAAGUAAGUCUACAGCCAAACGAAUGUCUGGUUUCUAACAUUCCUGAUUGCAUAACAGUUUGUUGACUGCUAUUCUAAAUCUUUAGAAUUAAACACAUAAACUUAUGAUGCAGAAAGAAUCCAUGCUACUAUAAAAUGUAAUAAUACCAUAUACUCUCAACGUCAUUACUUGUACUUGACAGUUAUCUAGACUUAUCUGUCAAUCUUGAGGACACGUUAAUUGUCAUGUGACCCCUAUAGCCUUAGUAAGAUGGUAUGGUCUGUUUCUUGUUUUGUAUAUGUUUCUCUGAAAGACCCUAAUAGCUGAAUCUAGGAAACACACUGUACCAGUGCUCUUCAUCUUUCUCUUUAAACUAUAGGUAGCACUUCUGUUGGCAAAAGCACUUUGAUUAAUGCUCUGCUUGGAGAGCCAAUCCUUCCAGUGAGUUACAACGCAGCUACUCGUGUGCUCUGCGACAUCAGCUAUGGCACAAAGAAAGAAGCUGUUGUUUAUGAUGAAAUGGCAACUGAAGAACGGAUUGAUCUAACCACGUCUAAAGGACGGCAAAGACUUCAUGAAUUUGUAAGUCACAAAAGGCGACAAGUCAGCAAUAGACUAUCCCAAGCAAGUCUCUCUGCCGACUCAGGCAGUCGUGAUAAAACUGGCCAGUAUUCACAUGUUUCAAUUUUUUGGCCCACUGAAUGUUUGCAGAAUUUUACGCUGGUUGACAGUCCUGGUGUGACGGAAGAUGAUUCUGAAAGCUCCAAGGCACGAGAAAUUACAGAGAAGUGCCAAAGUAGUGCUGCAUGUGGUUUUAUCUACAUGUUGGAUGGUGCCCGAGCAGCAGAAGAGGCAGCACAGGCCGGUGGUUUGCUGAGAGCAUAUGUAAAAGGAACUGGAAAUUCAGGCUUAUCUCCUCAAUCAGCAAUAUUUGUCAUAAACAAGUGGGACAAGGUCUGUAGCGAUCUGAAGCCCGAAGAAGAACGACAGCAGUACUUAGAUCUUGCAGCUGAACAGAUCAAGAUUCGUUGGCCAGGAUUUCGAAAGGAACAACUUCUGACAAUGAACUCAAAGCGAGCGCUGUUGUUUCAAACUUUUGGCAUAACUACUCCAGAUUUGUCUACUCUUUGUGAUUCAAUCAAACAAAUGCUUCCAAAAGCUCUUGAAAACAGGAUAAAACGAUUACAAGUGAAACUAACCCCCCUAAUGAGCUAUGCAGAGCAAGCAUUGGAAACAACAAUCAGGCAGCUGCGAUUGCCUGUUGACGAAAGGAAGAUACGACUAGGGCAAGGGUGGGAGAAACUAGAAGCUGUUGAAUCGUCCCACAAAAAUGGACCAUUGCAUGAAAUGACAAAAAAAUUGUUACAAAAGACUCGAAAAUUUACAACAGACGAUCUUAUCCAUCAUUUGAAGUCAGAAAAUGGACGUAACAAUGUUCUGAAAUGGAAGAAAUCAACGUUACACGAUGAGCAACAUCAGCAUUUUGAUGAGCGAAAUGUGAGCAAGUUUUUACAAGAUCGCAUUACCAAUGAAAUAGCCAAACUUGAAAGUUACCAUAGUCUUUGUGAGUGGGCAAACAACACGUUUGUUGAGGAUGCCCGGGAAGCAGAAAAAACACUGAAUAUCCUGACCCUAGAUGUCAGUGGUGGAAACACAUCAGACAGAGAUAUUUCAGUCAAUAGUGCCACCCUCAAUGAUGAUGAUGAUGAUGAUAGUGAUGACAUCAGCCAGUCUACUAAAAAAUUGAAAUUAGCUGCAGCUGUUAUGGCAACGCCAUUGUUACUUGCAGCUGCUCCAUUUGCUCUUGUUAUUGGAGUCAUUGCCACUCCUCUAGUUGCACUAGGAAAGAUGAUUGCGUCAGUAAAGCAAAAGUCUUUCAAAGCAAAAGUAGCAGAAGCAUUUGAUGCCUUUCUGACCCAAUGCCAAACAGACGAUGCAGAAAAUCUACACAAUCUAGUUUUGACUUUGUUAGAACAACAUUCUCUUUCUGUAAAAUUUGUCACAAAAGACGUUCCUGAACAAAUAAAAACAACUCGCCAAAGACUGAUGGCACUUGAAGAGCAGGAUGAAGUCUAUAUUCCGAAAUACAAGGAGUUGCUGUACAAAUGCCAAGAGAAAAACGGUGAACUAUCAAAGUUCAGUUUACAAAUAUACAGCUACCGUUAUACCGACAACGAUCUCAAAUGGCCUCAGCCUACUAAAUCAGUAGGUACCUGCAGUUUUGGUGCAGUGCAUAAAGUCACUCUUCAAUUUCCUGAAAUGAAAGAAGCUGCACUGAAAUUAAUGGAUGAUCAAAUUACACCACAAAAAGCCCUUGAUUUCAGGAGAGAACUACACGCUUCCCGCAAGUGCAAUCACCCAAACAUUGUGAAGUUGUAUGGAACAGUAGACGUCUUCGCAAACCUACUGAAAGUGGGAUUGCUUUAUGAAUGGUGUGAUGGCGGAAGUCUGAGAGACAUCAUUGCAGAUGCCAAACGAGAACCUGCGUAUACAGUAGCAGGAUUCUCAGAUGCUCAAGGUCUUGCACUAAAUAUAGUCAAUGGCCUAAACUAUUUGCAUGGAAAGAGUGUCAUUCAUGGAGAUCUGAAGCCAGAAAAUAUCCUGCUGACCAAGGGAAGAGUAAUAAAGCUUGCAGAUAUGGGUCUGGCAAAGCACAUAAACCGAUUGAUAGGUACUGUAUGUGAAAACAAUGCAUACAUGGCACCUGAGAUUAUGAGUGACAAGCCCUACACGUGGUCAGCAGAUCUGUUCAGUUUUGGAAUCAUCAUGUGGGAGAUAUGGAAUGGGAAAAAAGCAUAUUCGGACGAACAGGUCAUGGGCCUCUCGCUCGAAGAAUUCUGUAAGCACGUAGAAGACACAACACUUCGUCCAGACAAUGGCACGUUUGCUGGUGAAGAGAUAUCAUCAUUGUAUGCUAGUGACCCUGAUGCUAGCCUCAGCCAAUAUAGAGCCAAAAAAUGGGCAAGUGUGGCUAGAGUCUGCUGGUCAUCUGACCCUCAAAGUCGUCCAUCAGCAAAGGAUACGCACGCCUCUAUUGAAAGUAUUGUCGAUGCUACAUGAACUAGUUAUAGAUCCAUGAUCAGUGAGCCACAAGGCUCCCAAAAGCAAUAUCUAACAGUAUUUACUCAUUAAUGCAAGCACUGGAAACCUUAGGAAGUAAAUUGCUUGCGGUUUGUUUUAGUAUGCUCAAAAUGUCUGCUGGACUGAUGAACACUAAAUCCAUGUAUGCAUGGAUUUUUAGUAUGUAUGCAGUAGUCUUCAGUCUACAUUAAUCAUGGCGAUGGUUUGCAGUUGCUGUCAGGAAGUAAAACUUGAGCAAUCUUCCAAUAUAUCAAAUUGUGAACACUGGCUGUCAGCACAGUAAUUCU